GUCUAUUUCUGCGGCUGGUCACCAAGGCGUAAAUCCAACAUCUCAUGUGGGAUGCAUUCUUCAAGAUGCUGCCCGAUCUCUUCCAGUUCUACGGCCCUUACAUACAAACGACGCUCUUCCACAGCUAUCCAGGCUCGCUCAACUACCUAUCCUACAUGCGCCAAAUUGGUGCUCAAGACCCCAUCCAGGUCGCCAUCUGUCUACCCGAAAGCGAAUUCCCGCAGAAAGACUACCUCCCCAUGAUCGUCACGCUGAAGGCAGAGUUGGAGGAUUUUGGCAGUAAGCUGAAGAAUCUCUUCUCCUUCUACAAGGAAAGCGACACGGCAAUCGAUCGCAUCAACUACCCCUCAACCAAGCCGCGUGGACCCGUCGUCCGCUGUUGGAGAUUCUGUACGACAUGGCUGACACAGCGAUUGCGUGCCAUGAGCGUAUUUUCGUCAUUCUUGAAUCAACGGGGGAUACGCGGCUUGCGCAGAGAAUCCGCGAUUUUUCCAGGGCACGGCGCAGUAUCAUCUCGCUAGUGGUCGGUAUCGGAUUUUAUAUGCAGUGAAUAUGGAGAUGAAGAUUUGCUUGCAUAUUACAAAGGAGUCGUACGGCAAUGGGCAUUCUCUAGGAAAACUCGAACCGGUUCAUUCAAAGGAAAGAUCCAGGCCAAAGGCUCUCCGAUGUCUGCCCGUGCAGAACAAUCACUGUAUUACGUCUGAAUAACUGCAUAUUCAUCACCGAUACAUUCCUUGUGUGACAGCAUUCCACGGCACGGAAAUACAGGAAGUAAUCACUAGAUAGAUCAUCUUAAUAGUGACUGCACAGGACCAGUUGUAAUGUGGGCGAUACGGAUUCUAUAUUCUUGGCUGUCAUCAUGAUAAGCAAAUGCACCUCUAUCAGCC
Molecule: messenger RNA, 887 nt
Organism: Aspergillus wentii DTO 134E9
Lineage: Eukaryota; Fungi; Ascomycota; Eurotiomycetes; Eurotiales; Aspergillaceae
Exons: 1
Coding region: 45-521 (158 amino acids)
Molecular function (GO): carbon-oxygen lyase activity, acting on phosphates
Source: RefSeq, a predicted model, not a curated record